GGAGGCGGGUGUCUCCCCGCCUACAACUUCUCCUUGCCCCCUCACGCGGGGCUCGGACACCGCCCCUCAGCCCGGGGCGCGCUCCCGCAUUGGGCGGCCGCCCCGCGUUCCCUGCCUGUCCCGCGGCGCCGGGCGGCGGCGGCGGCUGCUCAGCAUGGCCCGGGGCGGCGGCGCUGCGCCCCCUGAGCGCGCGGGCCCGGGGCGGCCGCGGAGGGCUCCGCCCGGCCUAGACGCCGAGACCCCCGGCCGGGACGCGGAGUGGCGGGCGGCAAAGUUCGGCUCGGGCCGCCGCGGGUGGUGGGCGCUGCUCGCGCUCCAGAUGCACUUGCUGCGGGCGCUGGCCCAAGAUGAUGUUGCACCCUAUUUUAAAACGGAGCCGGGCCUGCCACAGAUUCACCUGGAAGGGAAUCGCCUGGUCCUCACCUGCCUUGCUGAAGGGAGCUGGCCUUUGGAAUUCAAAUGGAUGCACAAUGACAGUGAGCUCACCACCUACAGCAGCGAAUAUAAGUAUACUAUUUCAUCGUUACAGAAGUUUGAUGCUGGGUUUUACCGGUGCGUGGUGCGAAACAGAAUGGGAGCGCUGUUGCAAAGAAAAUCAGAAGUUCGAGUUGCAUAUAUGGGAAAUUUCAUGGACAUAGACCAGAGGAAAACAGUUUCUCAAGGAGAUGCAGCAGUUCUAAACUUACUGCCCAUCAGCAGCUGCCCCAGACCUCAAGUGACUUGGUUUAGAGAAGGACACAAGAUUAUUCCAAGCAACAGAAUAGCUAUCACCCUGGAGAAUCAGCUGGUGAUCCUUGCAACAACAGCAAGUGAUGCUGGGGCUUACUACGUGCAGGCUGUCAAUGAGAGGAAUGGGGAGAACAAGACAAGCCCAUUCAUUCAUCUGAGCAUAACAACCACAGGAGAUACUGGCACACCUGAAGCCAUGGCUCCCAUCAUUGUGGUUACCCCAGGCAAUAGGAGCGUGGUAGCUGGGUCCAGUGAGACCACCUUGGAGUGCAUAGCCAGUGCCAGGCCUGUGGAAGAGCUGAGUGUGCACUGGAAGAGAAAUGGUGUGAGACUGACCAGCGGGCUCCACAGCUUCGGGAGACGCCUCACCAUCUCCAACCCAACCUCUGCAGACACAGGGCUGUACGUCUGUGAGGCGACACUUCAGGGGAGUGCUUUUGAGCCAGCCCGGGCCAAGGCCUUCCUUUCCAUUAUAGAGCCACCGUAUUUUACUGCUGAGCCCGAGAGUCGGAUUUUAGUUGAAGUGGAAGAGACAGUGGACAUCGCAUGUCGAGCCAUGGGGGUCCCUCUCCCCACCCUCCAGUGGUACAAGGAUGCUGUCUCCAUCAACAAGCUCCAGAACCCUCGGUACCAAGUGCUGCCCAGUGGGGGCCUGCGCAUCCAGAAGCUGCUUCCAGAGGACUCUGGAAUCUUCCAGUGCUUUGCCACUAAUGAAGGAGGGGAGGUCCAGACCCAUACCUACCUGGACGUAACCAAUGUUGCCCCAAUGUUUACCUGGCGUCCAGUUGACACUACAGUGACUGAUGGGAUGACAGCUAUCCUGCGGUGUGAGGUGUCUGGGGCUCCCAAGCCCGCCAUCACAUGGAAGAGAGGAAACCACAUUUUAGCCAGUGGCUCUGUCCGGAUUCCUAGGUUCAUGCUGUUAGAAUCCGGGGGUCUGCAGAUAACCCCUGUGUCCAUCCAAGAUGCCGGCAACUACACCUGCUACGCAGCCAACACAGAGGGGUCCCUGAACGCGUCUGCGGCGCUCACUGUGUGGAAUCGAACCUCAAUCGUUCACCCCCCUGAGGACCGUGUGGUGAUUAAGGGGACCACGGCUGCCCUGCGCUGCGGAGCCACUCAUGACCCCCGGAUUUCUCUCCGCUACAUGUGGAGGAAGGACAACACUGUCAUCACUCCAUCUAGCAGCUCUAGAAUUGUGGCGGAGAAGGACGGGUCCCUCCUCAUCAGCCAGACGUGGUCAGGUGACAUCGGAGACUACACCUGUGAAAUCACAUCUGAGGGAGGGAACGAUUCCAGGACAGCCCGGCUAGAAGUGAUUGAACUGCCCCACCCACCCCAGAACCUCCUGGCCGGCCUGAGCCCCUCACACAGCCACGCCGUGGUGCUCUCCUGGGUCCGGCCCUUCGAUGGGAACAGCCCUGUUCUUCACUACAUUGUGGAGCUGUCUGAAAACAACUCUCCCUGGAAGGUGCACCUGUCAGAUGUUGGCCCCGAAAUGACAGACAUCACUGUGAGCGGCCUGACUCCAGCCCGCACCUAUCAGUUUCGGGUGUGUGCGGUGAACCAAGUGGGAAAGGGCCAGUACAGUGCAGAGACAAGCAGGUUGAUGUUACCCGAAGAACCACCCAGUGCUCCCCCGAAAAACAUCGUGGCCAGUGGGCGCACCAACCAGUCCAUCAUGGUACAGUGGCAGCCUCCCCCAGAAACAGAGCACAACGGGGUGCUGCGUGGGUACAUCCUCAGGUACCGCCUAGCGGGCCUGCCCAGCGAGCAUCAGCAGAGGAACAUCACCAGCCCAGAAGUGAACUACUGCCUGGUGACAGACCUGAUCAUCUGGACACAGUACGAAAUCCAGGUGGCUGCAUACAAUGGGGCUGGCCUGGGUGUCUUCAGCAGGGCUGUGGCCGAGUACACCUUACAAGGAGUACCCACUGCGCCCCCGCAGAACGUGCAGGCAGAAGCCGUGAACUCCACCACUGUCCAGUUCCUGUGGAACCCACCGCCACAGCAGUUCGUCAAUGGGAUCAACCAGGGAUACAAGCUUCUAGCAUGGCCAUCCGAUGUUCCCGAGGCAGUCACUGUGGCCACCAUCGCCCCAGACUUCCACGGAAUCCACCACGGAUACAUCACGAACCUGAAGAAGUUCACCGCUUACUUCACGUCCGUCCUAUGCUUCACCACACCAGGGGACGGGCCCCCGAGCACACCGCAGCUUGUGUGGACCCACGAGGACAAACCAGGAGCUGUGGGCCACCUGAGCUUCACAGAGAUUCUGGACACAUCUCUCAAAGUCAGCUGGCAGGAGCCCCUGGAGAAGAAUGGCGUCAUUACGGGCUACCGGAUUUCUUGGGAGGUGUAUGGGAAGAAUGAUUCUCGGCUCACACAGGCCCUCAACAGUACAACCCAUGAAUACAAAAUCCGAGGUUUGUCAUCCCUCACCACCUACACCAUCGAAGUGACUGCAGUGACGGCCGCGGGCGUGGGCUUGGCCACCUCAUCCACCAUCUCUUCCGGAGUGCCCCCAGACCUUCCUGGUGCCCCAUCCAACCUGGUCAUUUCCAACAUCAGCCCUCGCUCUGCCACACUUCAGUUCCGACCAGGAUACAAUGGGAAGACGUCCAUCUCCAGGUGGAUUGUGGAGGGCCAGGUUGGUGCCAUCGGUGACGAGGAGGAAUGGGUCUGCCUCUACGAGGAGGAGGACGAGCCCGAUGCCCAGACUCUGGAAAUCCCAAACCUCACGCCCUACACCCACUACAGAUUUCGAAUGCGGCAAGUAAACAUCGUUGGUUCCAGCCCCUUCAGCCAGUCGUCCCGUGUCAUCCAGACCCUGCAGGCCCCACCCGAUGUGGCUCCCACCAGCAUCACUGUGCGGACAGCCAGUGAGACCAGCCUGCGUCUGCGCUGGGUGCCCCUGCCCGAUUCCCAGUACAAUGGGAACCCAGAGUCCGUGGGUUACCGGGUGAAGUACUGGCGCUUAGACCUCCCAUUUGCUGCACUGGCCCAAGUUGUCAACAACCGGCUGGAGAGGGAGCUCACCAUCGAGGAGCUGGAAGAGUGGACGGAGUAUGAGCUGCAGAUGCAAGCCUUCAAUGCCAUCGGAGCUGGGCCCUGGAGCGAGGUGGUGCGCGGCCGCACACGAGAGUCAGUUCCUUCAGCUGCCCCUGAAAACGUAUCUGCAGAGGCCGUCAGCUCUACCCAGAUUUUACUGACAUGGGCAGCCGUCCCUGAGCAGGACCAGAAUGGGCUCAUCCUGGGCUAUAAGAUCCUGUACCGGGCCAAAGACCUGGAUCCUGAGCCCAGAACGCACGUCGUUCGAGGGAACCACACUCAGUCUGUGCUGCUGGCUGGCCUGCGCAAGUUCGUGCUGUAUGAGCUCCAGGUGCUGGCGUUCACCCGCAUUGGGAAUGGGGUCCCCAGCUCACCCCUCAUCCUUGAGCGCACCAAAGAUGAUGCCCCAGGCCCCCCAGUGAGGCUGGUGUUCCCCGAAGUGCGGCUCACCUCGGUGCGGAUCGUAUGGCAGCCCCCGGAGGAGCCCAAUGGAGUGAUUCUGGGGUACCAGAUCGCCUACCGCCUGGCAAGCAGCCGCCCCGACACGUUCACCACUGUGGAGGUCGGUGCCACCGUGCGGCAGUUCACAGCCACCGAGCUGGCCCCAGAGUCUGCGUACGUCUUCAGGCUCUCCGCCAAAACCAGGCAGGGCUGGGGGGAGCCACUGGAGGCCACGGUCAUCACCACUGAGAAGAGAGAGCGGCCGGCCCCUCCCAGAGAGCUCCAGGUGCCCCAGGUGGAAGUGACUGCGCGCACCCUCCAGCUCCAGUGGGUCCCAGGCAGUGACGGAGCUUCCCCAAUCCGGUACUUCACCGUGCAGGUCCGAGAGCUGCCUGGGGGCGAGUGGCAGACCUACUCCUCAUCCAUCAGCCAUGAGGCCACAGCCUGCACCGUGGAGAGGCUGAGGCCCUUCACCUCCUACAAGCUGCGCCUGAAAGCCACCAAUGACAUUGGGGACAGCGACUUCAGUUCAGAGACUGAGGCGGUCACCACUCUGCAGGAUGUUCCAGGAGAGCCUCCAGGGUCUGUCUCUGCUACACCGCACACCACUUCCUCCGUGCUGAUCCAGUGGCAGCCUCCGAGGGACGAGAGCCUGAAUGGGCUUCUGCAGGGAUACCGGAUCUACUACCGAGAGCUGGAGUCUGAAGCAGGUGCCAGCCCUGAGGCCAAGACACUCAAAAGCCCUUCUGCACUGCGAGCUGAGCUCACGGCCCAAAGCAACUUCAAGACCGUGAACAGCAGCUCCACGUUAACAAUGUAUGAAUUAACACAUCUGAAGAAGUACAGGCGCUAUGAAGUGAUCAUGACCGCCUACAACAUCAUUGGCGAGAGCCCUGCUAGUGCACCCGUGGAAGUCUUUGUCGGCGAGGCUGCCCCAGCAAUGGCUCCGCAGAACAUCCAGGUGACCCCACUGACAGCCAGCCAGCUGGAGGUUACAUGGGACCCACCACCUCCAGAGAGCCAGAAUGGGAACAUCCAGGGCUACAAGAUCUACUACUGGGAGGCAGGCAGCCAGAACAAAACAGAGAAAAUGAAGGUCCUCUUCCUCCCGGAGCCCGUGGUGAAGCUGAAGAACCUGACUAGCCACACCAAAUACCUGGUCAGCAUAUCUGCCUUCAAUGCUGCUGGAGACGGGCCCAGGAGCGAACCCCGGCAGGGGCGCACCCACCAGGCCGCUCCUGGGGCCCCCAGUUUCCUGGCAUUCUCCGAAAUCACCUCCACCACACUGAAUGUGUCCUGGGGGGAGCCAGUGGCAGCCAAUGGCAUCCUGCAGGGCUACCGAGUGGUGUAUGAGCCCUUGGCGCCCGUCCAAGGUGUGAGCAAGGUGGUGACGGUGGAUGUGAAAGGGAAUUGGCAGCGCUGGCUGAAGGUGCGUGACCUCACCAAGGGAGUGACCUACUUCUUCCGUGUCCAAGCACGGACCAUUGCCUAUGGGCCCGAGCUCCAAGCCAAUGUCACGGCCGGGCCGGCCGAGGGGUCCCCAGGUUCCCCUAGAGGUGUCUCGGUCACCAAAUCCACCUCGGACCUGACCCUGCAGUGGACAGAGGGCAGCGCUGGCAGCACGCCCACCACCGGCUUUGUCAUAGAGGCCAGGCCUUCAGAUGAAGGCUUGUGGGACAUGUUUGUGAAGGACAUUCCCCGGAGUGCCACGUCCUACACCGUCAGCCUGGACAAGCUCCAGCAGGGAGUGACAUAUGAGUUCCGUGUGGUGGCCGUCAACAAGAUGGGGUAUGGGGAGCCCAGCAGGCCCUCCCCAGCAGUGUCAGCCCAAGUGGAAGCUCCGUUCUAUGAGGAGUGGUGGUUCCUGCUGGUGAUGGCUCUCUCAAGCCUGAUCAUCAUCCUGCUGGUGGUGUUCGCUCUGGUCCUACACGGGCAGAACAAGAAGUACAAGAGCUGUGGUGCAGGUAAGAGCAUCUCCAACAUGGAGGAGUCUGUGACCCUGGAUAAUGGAGGAUUUGCUGCCCUGGAGCUCAACAGCCGCCACCUCAAUGUCAAGAGCACCUUCCUGAAGAAGAACGGGACCAGGUCCCCACCCCGACCAAGCCCUGGUGGUCUGCGCUACUCUGAUGAGGACAUCUGCAACAAGUACAAUGGUGCUGUACUCACGGAGAGCAUGAGCCUCAAGGAGAAGUCAGUGGGUGCAUCAGAAUCUGAGGCCUCUGACUCGGACUAUGAGGACGCGCUGCCCAAACACUCCUUUGUCAACCACUACAUGAGCGACCCCACUUACUACAACUCCUGGAAACGGAGGCCCCCGGCCGCGGCACCGCUCAGGUACGAGGUGGUGGCGGGGGCCGAGACAGGUCAGCACCCGCCCCCGGUCAUCACCACGCAGAGCUCAGGUGGCGUCUACGCCCCAGCAGGCCCGGGCACCCGCACCCCCCUCACCGGCUUCUCCUCCUUCGUGUGACACCGUGCCGAGGCCGGGCAGAUGGAUGUGAACCUUCCGGAGUCUAUUUUUGUUAAGACAGCCAACUCCAGGAACUGAGCUGAGGUUUUUGUUUAAAAAAAAACUCUGAUAUGCGAUUUUACCUACUCGUGAGCACUAGAUUUCAAUUAGGAAGGUUUUUUUAAUGGCUUUUUGUAACACCACUGCAGAAAGCAGGGCUCUUUGUUUUCUUUUCUUUUUAAGAGAAGGUUUGUCCCCGGUGCAGUGGCUCAGCAGUGCCCAGCUCUGGGCUUCUCAGCCUCCAAGCCAGCAGAAGUGGCAAGGGAAUGAAUGGAGCCCCGGGCCUGCUCCAUCUCUACCUCCUCUUCUGAGGACCAGCUCUGUCUUCAGACAACUCGGGCUCCUGGCUGCUGGCCCACUUGCUCGUGGGUGUGGCGGGCAGGCGCUUUGACCUGGGCUCAGUCAGAACUUUGUGACCCAACUGGGCCGUUUCCGGUUCUGAAACGGUCUCACCCGGCAGUUCCUAGGCGAGGAAUCAGCUUUAAGGGGUGGGGGGUGAUGAGCAACUUGCAGGUGGUGUCCUGCACUCUGCCCAGGCUUCUCCUGCCUUCUGUCGUUCCGGUGGUGAAAUAUUCAGGGCUUUCCUUUCUUCCUUUCUUUCUUUCAAGCUGCCCCAGCAGGAACAGGACCCCCACCUCACUCCCAGGCCAGCACACGGCCCACCCCACUGACAGCGAAGUGAGCCGGUGUUCGCAGAGUUGCUUGUUAUGUAGGAAGUGUGCAUUGUUAACCAGAGUAUUUUUUAAAUCUUUUUAUCUUUUUUUAAACUAUGUCACAUGAAAUGAAUUCGUCUUUGCUGUCUCCAGGUGCCUUUUUAUUAAUUGUUGAGCUUUGUACAUGGGAAAGACGAGAAGCAACCGUGUCUCCAAAUAAAGCAAAACAACUCUGAGACCCGGCCCUGAGUCAGCGAGUACACCCCCACCCCGGGCCGCCUGUGCACCUGGGGGCGGCCCUUCCAUUUGUCGCCUUGCUCUUACCGGCCGCCCCUGCUUCUGACUGCCAGUGCUGCUUCCCCAUCCCCACCCAAGGCGACCUUACAGCCUUAACGGGUUUUCUGGGAAGAGUUUUUCUUUAAUUGUCACUGUUUUAAUUUUUUUUAGCUAACUGAAAAUAGUGUGGACUCCUUUGAACACUUAAGAGUUCAGACCACAGCUGUGCCUCUGGCCUUUCCCAUUAUUUUUGCGACAGAUGGCUGAAGUCAGCUCCUCAGCCAGGGCCCAGGUCUGGAUGGAUGUGAGCAGAGACUCCUGGUACCAGGCAGCAUGUGUGGCCUGGUGCUCAUGAGCACCCCACCUUCCCACAUGUUGAUGACACAUGACACUGGAGACCCUCUGUCAAUACCCAAACCCAGCAGGAUGGGGUGGGCGUUGUCCUCCCAAGGACCUCAGUGCCCCGAGCGGGGGGACUUGCUAGGCCAUGGCCUGGCAGAUGCCACUGGGAAGCCAGUUCCAUGGCCUCAUGUAGGCCAGGGGGGAUAUUGUCUCGCUCCCUUGCUUUCAGAGUUUCUGGGUGUGGCCCGAAGAGGCCAAGGAGAGGUUGAUGUGGGGUAAAAACCCUUUUCAGCUUCCCCAAAAUAGCAAGCUGAAGAGUCCUCUCUUCCUUUCUUCCUUUUGCCCUCCCUCUCUUCCUUCUUUUUCUGAAUGGAAGGGGAAAUAUUCUAAACCAAAAAUCCUACAUGUUCUGCCCAAAGCCACUUCUGCGUGAGAAUCGCCACCCAUAAUCCUCGGGGCCGGGGCGGGCGGCGGGGGGGGUGGCCUCAGUGGACAGAGCUGCCUCCUCCUGCCACCCUAAAGAGCGGGAGUGGACAAGAGGCCCCAGCACAGCCACGUGAGCUCCCGGAGGAGAACGCUCCGCAGAGGCAGAGGGCUGGGCCACCACCGUGACUUGCUCUUAAGCCAUAGGAAAAUUGCUUUAAAGAACGGAGGCAGCACCCAGACGCCUUGGCCUGAGGUGUCAUUUGGCUCUCGGUUUCUCAUGACAGCAAUGUGGCACUUUUUUUUCAGACUCAUAUUCCCUGAGCUCUCAGUAAACUUUUUCACACGCAGUGGUCUUUUGAGGCUGCCCUGGCCCUGUGGCUGCUGACAAACCGUUGUCACUGACUGCAGUCCAGCCCAUCACGCUGAGGAACUGUCCCAAACGAGCCACCUGUAUCCAAGGAGCAGGGCCAGGGCCUCCAGUUAGCUUUCUGCCCUCAGAGCAGCAUGGACACUGAGGCCUGCUCAGCCCUCGCCUCCCGUCUCUAGGAGAAUAGGAACAUGGACAAUGGGUUGAAACCGCUGUUCUGAUCAGAGGACAAGCCACAGUUCCAUUAAUUGAGGCGAGCAGUGGGUGUUCCUGCUCUCUGUCCACAGAGCUGAAAGCCAGCCCUGCAGGAGCUUCAGAACCAGCAGCCGGCGUCUCCCCACAGAAGCCACACCAUGCUGGGGGUUAGGCUUGCACUGCGAGGUGCGCUGCCCUUCCCAGGACACUCGGCCGUGUCCAGGCUGCCCCUCUGCACCUCUCCCCUCCCUGCUUGUCUUCCCCACCCCAGAGGGAGAAGACAGGUGGAGGGUGGCAGCCUCUCCCUCUCCAGCCCCGGGAGAACACACACUGGGUCCCAGUCAGCACCUGAGUACACUUGCUGCCCUCAUGGAUGGCGCUCGUCGUUGUAAAAGUCUUAGAGACUGUGCCUGUGCUCGAUCUCACCUGGCGUGAAGUGUGUGCUGGUGUCACACCACAGUGUGGAGCAUGGUUUUUCUUUUUACAUGUUGUGGGCACACAGCGCGACUAUCCCCAAUGCACAGCUGUCCACGUACCUGGCAUGGGCACCUUCAGCUCUGGGAAUCUACAAGGGUCCAGGCAGAGGCAAGAACAGCAUGAAAUGCACUGAGGUGCUCUUCUGCACCCAGUGCCACCUUCCCAUUCAGAGAGCUCAGGGCAGGCCCGGAUUUCCCCUAUAAUAGUGUCGGAAAUUGUGCAGAAAACCAGAUUCAUUUUAAAAGAAAGAAAGAGAAAAAAACAAUCCAACAACUUGUAGGAAGGCAGAGAGGUGCUAUGGUACACUUUUUAAUAAAAAUAUUAUUUUGCUCCUUAA
Heterocephalus glaber (naked mole-rat) is the source of this 9803-nucleotide messenger RNA. The record is from RefSeq and is a predicted model, not a curated record. Lineage: Eukaryota; Metazoa; Chordata; Mammalia; Rodentia; Bathyergidae.